ACAUAUGGGCUUCUGUUUAAUGGAUUUGUUUAUUUAGCUAGCUUGUCUCUUACUGUAAAUCUCAGCUGGUUGCUGUUCCUGGUCUCAUUAUUUAUGGCGAGAUGUUCUGGGAUUAUGAAACUUGCUGUUUUAAACUUAUGUAUGAGGCUUAGAAAGAUUUUGAUGCAGGAAAAAUGAUGAUCAGAAAGGGAAGUCCAUCAAAGAAGAGAAGGACAAAGAAACAGGCUUUUCAUGGUAUUUUGAAGGGCACCCAUUCUUCAGAAUUUCUAGACUCUGACCUCGUACUACAAGUCUCUAAGGUUUACAUGAAGGGUGGUUCGAUUUCAAAAUCUGGUUCUGUUCAGAAGAUUCUCAGGAGAGUGACGAAGCAUCGUGCAGCCAUGGCAGUAGUUGUGGAAACAAACCUGGAAAACUCUCCAAGGAAACGGCUUUCGGUGGGUAGAUAUGAUGCUGGUCAAUUGCCGGAAAUGAUCAUUCUUCAGUCUGUUCAUGAUGGGAGGAUGAUAUUCACAGGGAGCUUGCUUCGCCAGAUAGAAGGCCUCGAGUUGAAUUCAGGACCUGAUUUUGAUCUUGAAAACCAUAGCAGUUCAAGAGAAGCCAGGGCCUCUGCCUUCAGUGAAAUCAAAUCCUGUGCCAUUCAAAGCUCUGAAGAAUUUUCAAGAAAUGGUAUUGCUAGCUUAAAAGAUGGAAAUGUAUGCCAGAAGAAAGUUACCCUGAAAUCGAUUUCUGUGAUCAGAAAAGAGCUUCCAGAAUCAAAUCUCGGUUGGCCUCUCCUUCCAAGAACUACAACUCUGAGUAAAGAAGCAUUGAGAAAAUCAAAAGCAAGAAGUCUGUCCCUGAUAGAAAGGGUCAUGAAUCUACCUACUCGAUCCUUUGACAUGACAAUGGAAAAGCAAGCUGAUUCAGAUUCUGCUGAAGAGAACAUAUCCUUGGAUGCCAAAACAGAAGAUUCCAAUAUCUCUGAAAAUAAAUCAGUUGAUGGAAGCAGCAAUAGAGAAGAUGAGGGGCGUGGUCUUCUGCAAGAAAUCUCUUCGAGUUCAGUUUCUGCAUUAACAGAAGAAUCGACACAGUUUAAAUUUGGUUGGCCUCUCCUUCGCAUAAAGACUUCUGCAACUGUAGACGCUUUGGAAGAAUCGACACAAGCUUCUCCUAAAUCCCAAAUUAAUAUGCCUUUCAAAGAAGCAGAAGCUUUAGCAGGAAUAAGAGAGCUGCCAUUAAUGAAGCUGGAACUUUUUCUCAGAUUGAAGUCAUCUGGCUGCAAGCAGUUCAGCUACGAGGAGCUUGCGAGAGCAACCCAUAAAUUUUCCUCAGGAAACUUGAUUGGAGAAGGAGGAUGCAGCAAUGUAUAUAAGGGAUCCCUUCAUAGAGACAAGCUAGUGGCAGUAAAGGUUCUAAAACAGUACAAAGAAGCUUGGAACGACUUCUCCUUGGAAGUAGAGAUUGUGUCUUCAUUAAAGCACAAGCACAUUACACAUCUGCUAGGUGUAUGCAUUGAAGAUAAUCAUCUAAUUUUGGUAUAUGAUUUCUUGUCCAAGGGAAGCUUAGAGGAAAGAUUAAAAGGUCACAAUGAGAAGUCUAUGACGCCCUGGAAAGUGAGGUUCAAAGUGGCCAUUGCAGUUGCUGAAGCUCUAAAUUAUCUGCACAAUGGAUGUUCUCCCUCAGUUAUUCACAGAGAUGUGAAGUCCUCUAACAUUCUCCUCUCUGAUGACUUUCAACCACAGUUAUCAGAUUUCGGGCUUGCGACAUGGGGACCUAAAGAUACAGCCUACAUGUCCAGCAGUGACAUUGUUGGAACUUUUGGAUAUAUAGCUCCAGAAUAUUUUAUGCAUGGAAGGGUCAGUGACAAAGUUGAUGUAUACUCUUUUGGAAUAGUUCUGCUAGAAUUGUUAACGGGAAAGAAGCCGAUUAUCUCAAAAAGUGUAGAAGGACAGGAAAGCUUGGUCAUGUGGGCAAUGCCAUUACUGGAGAGUGGGAAGCUUGAAGCCUUAGUGGAUCCGAUGUUAUUUGGGGAGUUUGACACUGUUCAAAUGCAGAGGAUGGUUCUUGCAGCAACCUUCUGCAUCAAACAAUCGCCCAGAUUACGACCAAAAGCGAGCCAGAUAUUAAACCUGUUAAGGGAGGAGAAAGAAGUAAGAGAAUGGAUCAAAGACUAUGUUGACGAUCUACUGCAGUCAAGUUAUGAGGAAAUUGAUGAAUUUUCCCCAGAAUUUGAUCAAAAGCUACCAAGGUCAGAUUCUUCAUUUCUGGGUUUGGAUGAAGAUGAUGAUUCAUCGAUAAGGAGUGCAGAACAGAGGCAAUUGAAAGAUUACUUGAAAGAACAGCAAGAUUAAUCACCAUUAAACUUUUUGUUUAAAUAUAGCUUGACUUAUUUCUUAUUGCUCUCCGAAAGCUUUGGCACUUAGGUGGCCAGAGGGAAGCAGUUGAACAACAAGAAUUUUGAUUGUACAUAGCAAUCCUUGGUUAAAGAAUUACAGACAAAGGAAAUGUGUAAAGCUGGACUACUCCACCCGUUGUUUGAGCCUUUGCUUCAA
Molecule: messenger RNA, 2531 nt
Organism: Manihot esculenta (cassava)
Lineage: Eukaryota; Viridiplantae; Streptophyta; Magnoliopsida; Malpighiales; Euphorbiaceae
Product: PTI1-like tyrosine-protein kinase 1
Exons: 9
Coding region: 174-2330 (718 amino acids)
Biological process (GO): protein phosphorylation
Molecular function (GO): protein kinase activity; ATP binding
Source: RefSeq, a predicted model, not a curated record